ACUAAAGGGAGCUAUUGGUGGCCUAAAAUCAAAGUUUGGACUAAUUGAGAACGAGAAGGACAAUGUUGAAGUAGCAGUCGAAGAGGCAAAAGCUGCAUGCACAGAUGGCGAUAGUGAAUCCUGCGAGAAGGCUUCAGCACGUGAUGUCAUUUGGUCAGAAGAGGAGCAUUACUACAAGAAAUUGGCUUACGAGCAGCUGCCAAGGUUCACUUUGAGAGACGAUGCAACGCUUCGACUUUUUGAUUGGGAUCCGCCAUCGAUGAAAGCUGCAAAUGAUGACCCUAUGGCAAAGGCGAAAAUCGAAAAACCGAAGGGUGUUGUUCAAGUCUAUAAGAAGAGAGAAUCCGUUGCAGCAAAUAAUGAAGAUGAACCAUGCUUGCAAUUUUCUAAGCACAUGGACAUACUCAAGGGCAUUUCGGAUGGCAUGACUGCACUUGUCAGUUCUCAGAAAAGACAAAAUCAACGAUUCAAAGAAUUUGUUAAAUCAAAACGGAACAGGAUCAACCGUAUUGCUGUGGCGCUUAAAUCUCAGUGUCUCUACUAUGGCUGCAACAAGGAACAGUUGGGUGAUGCGAUGUUCUAUGUUAACAAGGCACGAAAAGAGAUGAACAAAUGGGAAAGGAAUGUGCGGUCACAGUUGAAGAACCAAGACAGUCUUUCAUUCAGCACAUGGAAGAAACAGCUAGAUGCCAACAUUUUACAUUCGAAGGGGCAUAAGCUUGCCAAAUAUGUUGCAAAUGUGACGUCAUCUAGUGAAGAGAUCGAGGCUAGAAUGGGCAUUGCAGAAAACGAUAGCAAAAUGCAGAUUCUGCGUGAUUUUGGCAAGGGCUUUGCUGACCUCAUGGACAACGAAGGGUCUUUGUCAUCAUCAGCUCCCGUUAUUUCAAGCCUAGCUUCAAAACUUGCUGAAAUUCAGUCCAGCAGCCAGGCAUGUGCUCAAAAGCGAUAGGAGACAAGGACCAGAGCAGAAACACAAGACGUGACAUUAAGACUCAAAAUAUCAUAUUAACAACAAAUACUUAUGCUUGUUGUUGGUCUUUAUGAUCACCCAAAAUAUAAUCUUAUAGAUUGCAAAGGCACUUCUUGUGCCACCAUAUCUGACAUGUUAGUUAUCACUGUCUAUACAUAUUUUCAGAGAGAAUUAUCAUAAAUGAUAA
This is a messenger RNA of Rhopilema esculentum, 1157 nucleotides long. The record is from RefSeq and is a predicted model, not a curated record. NCBI's taxonomy places the organism in Eukaryota, Metazoa, Cnidaria, Scyphozoa, Rhizostomeae, Rhizostomatidae.